GCUUCGAUUCCGCUGCCGAGACCUAGCGUGCGGACCCGGCCCAAAUCCCACCUGAGUCGCCGGAAGGCCUCCGGCGACUCCGAAGUGACGUAGCAGACCCUCGAGCUGUCCCGACAUUCUAUUGGUCGCUGCUGUCCAAUGGGAGGAGGGGUGCGCGACAACAUCGAUCAGGUAGUCCCGUCCCUCCAGCGUUUCCGGCCCCGGUCUCCGCCGUCUCCCUGGUGACAGCUACCGGUCACCGAUUUCGCCUCCAAACCCGGCGAUGCGUCAUUUUUUGUGCGCCGGAAGUGAGAGUUCCUGGCUGCUUCGCGUGGAGAAGGCCCUGCCGGGCUGGAGCCGGGUGAAGCUGGGCAGCUGGAGGCGGCGUGAGACGACAGGGCGGCACCGCUUUGGCGGACCCCAGAAAUAAUGGCGGUGUUUCACGACGAGGUGGAGAUCGAGGACUUCCAGUAUGACGAGGACUCGGAGUCCUAUUUCUACCCCUGCCCGUGUGGGGAUAACUUCUGUAUCACCAAGGAGGAUCUGGAGAAUGGGGAAGACGUGGCAACAUGUCCUAGCUGCUCUCUCAUUAUAAAAGUGAUUUAUGACAAAGAUCAGUUUAUGUGUGGAGAAACAGUCCCAGCCCCUUCCACCAACAAAGAAUUAGUUAAAUGCUGAAGACGGCCUUAGGAAUCCAAAUCUUGAACAACUGAGAAUGAGCCAAGCUGGAAAAAUCAAAUGGAAAGUUACAAGCCUGUUCACGGGGACAACCGUUUUGUUGCUUGCUGUUCCGUUAGGGUAUGGAUUCUUUGCUUGGACAGCCACAUUCAUCCCCAGUUAAAGAAGCUAGCCACAACAUGACAUGCUUGAUUUCCACACUUACAACUUUGAAUUGCAAAUGUUCCUAAUUUUCCACCUGAGUUUUAAAGGGAGAUGGUUUCAGACCAGUGUUUUCUUUCCCUCAGCUUCAUCAGAUCUCAAACCCAAUUAGUUCAGUAUCUGAUAACAGUGUCAUCUACCUCAAAGCCAUUGGUAGUCCUUUACAAAAAAGGGAUUGUACUUUUAGCUUGGUCAUUAAGAUUAUUAAAAUUAGCCCUUCCUUUGAAAUUUGACAUCACCUUUCCUGUUUUAAAUUUAAGAAUAUUAGCUUCCUUGUCAGGACUGCACUUCCAGUUCCUGCACCAAGUUAGCCUCCCCAGCCUUGUCAUUAUUAAAAUGUUCAGGUUCCGUUAAGCAUGGCUUAUAUCUGUUACACUUCAUGUGUAGAGGGCUGGGCGUGCUAUUACAAAGAAAAUAUACUGGUUUCCUGAUUUCCCCAGAGCUCAAAGUUAGUUGAAUAAGAAAGAAAGAUCAAAAAAUGAAGUGAUCAAAGAAUGUUUUGUUUUCUUGUUGAUAUUCAGUAUGUUCCUUUAAAAUCAGGACAAGAUAAAAAGACAAAACAGCCAAAGAAAGAAUGAGGAGCAAAACGUGCCUCCUUAGCAAGUGAAAUGCUUGAGCAAUUCUGCCAGAUCAGGGCAAGUCAUAUUUUAUGGCUGGAUUUUUGUUUCCUUGUUUUUAAAAAAGGCUAAUGAAACCUCACUGCACCUGGGGGUUAAUGUCAAGUCUUUAUGGCUGGCGGCAGUGCUUUCAGCAUUCUCACAGUAUCAGGUUGCUCCUGAAAGGUGAAGGAUCUAUAAUAACUCUUCGAUUUGCUGAAGAUGAGCUUGAAAACAGGAGGCCUUUUUUUAAGUAAAUACGCCCAUGGAGGGUACAGCUAGUGAACCUAUAACCUGCAACCAAACCAGACACACUCUUAGAGAAAUACUGCCCUUGGGGGAAAAACAAAUAAAGAUAAGCCACCAGCCUGCCUUUGCUGCAGUGCUGAGAGUAGCAAAAGUUAGAGUCACAUAAGGAAAUUUGAAAAUUCUCUUUAUAUAUACAACUUUCAUGUAUGCAUAAAAAGUAAAAAAAGAAGCACUGUUUGGCAGGAUGUUUGGGGAACGGCUCCUGCAACUAGAGAGAAAAAUAGCUUGUCAGAAGGUGAACGUUCUGUAACUGAUUGAGAAAUGUGCUGCACACACCAGGGGUUUAAAUUAAAACAAGUGAAUGGCCUUUUUUGGCUGCCAGCAGCAUGGCUGUGUUUAACCGUUAGGCAGUGAGUCACCAGAAGUUGUAUGCUGGGAUGCUUGGGAUGACCAGAAACAUCAUAUGGCAUAUUCCUGAUGUGAUGAGAAACCUCCUUGCUAGGUGAGACGCUGACACCCAGAAGUAAUCCACAACUGCUCUGCAGAAGCUGUCGGAACCAGCAAGUGCUCAAGUGAACAGCAGAAUACUAAGCGUUGACUGACUGGAAUGAGCCAUAAGGAGAAAUGAAAUCAAAUGUUGACGGCUUGGUAGCUAUCAAUAACGUGUUGGUUCCUCCUGCUGAUGUUCAAUUUCAAACAAGAAGAGACGCCGUUAAUGUAGAUGUAUCCUGAGUAUAGAACAGGAAGAAAAGUUGCCCAAAUCCAAACAUCCCAGGAGAAAAGAAGCGUAAACAACACUAGCAGUCAGUGUUCAGUGAUAAGCUGCAACAAUGGGAAUGAUUUUGUUUCCAAAGCAACCGAGUCAUUAAAUCUGUGAACUACAGAAGAACGCAUCAGGAUUCAAUUCUUUGUUAAGCAGAAAGUGAAACCAGGAUCUUUUCAGAUAUGAACUAGAAUUUUGUGUGAUAUUUGUGCCUUAUUUAACCCAACAUGCUUCUGGAGCACCUCAACUGAUUCGUAGUCCAGGUUCUGUCUCUUACUGGCUUUGUGAUCUUUGGCAAGGCUAGUGGAUCCCUGUUCUGUACAAUUAGGAGCCUGGAUUAACUCUAAGUUGUUCUGUAUCAUCAGGCUUGGUAGCUUGCAGGAACUGAAAUGGCAAAUGAAACCUUUAUAAACUCGAACUGUUUAGAUCAUGAUUUACUGUGAAGACACUCCAUUCUUCAAUAACUUGUUGCUGCACUUCAGAGUUUGAAUAUAAAGUCAGCUGGUUCUACAUACACUUUGGUGUACACACCCAGAAGCAUUUCUCUUGGAAAUUGACAUUUUUGAUAACUAUAAAUAUAUUAAUUUAUUACCAAAAUGAAUGUAUUGGCAUGCUAUGUAAAGACAAUUUAAAUCCAGUUGUUUUCCUGUCAUUUUUCUGUACCUAAAUAACAUUUUGAAUUAAAAGGUUAUAGCGUAAAUGUAGUGUAAUGUAAUUGUACACCAGGUAGAAAUCUUAACUGGCUUUGGGGCAUUUUAAGUAGGUUUCUGGUAUGAACAGAGCUUUUAAAUCAAAAAGAGCUUGCCACUGUCUAUAGUUUGGCCACCUGGAUUUGGAUUCUUGGUUUUUAUUAUUAUUUGGAAAAAACAAAAAGCUUUGAAGCAAGUGGCAAUAAAGCAAAGAUACUCGGCA
Molecule: messenger RNA, 3378 nt
Organism: Loxodonta africana (African savanna elephant)
Lineage: Eukaryota; Metazoa; Chordata; Mammalia; Proboscidea; Elephantidae
Gene: DPH3
Product: diphthamide biosynthesis 3
Exons: 3
Coding region: 409-657 (82 amino acids)
Source: RefSeq, a predicted model, not a curated record